Molecule: messenger RNA, 600 nt
Organism: Fomitiporia mediterranea MF3/22
Lineage: Eukaryota; Fungi; Basidiomycota; Agaricomycetes; Hymenochaetales; Hymenochaetaceae
Exons: 5
Coding region: 1-600 (199 amino acids)
Source: RefSeq, a predicted model, not a curated record
AUGAGGCUAGAUUUGCGUGUGCUAACACACGAUGCCGACGUUGGCCGGAGGCUGAUGAUUGCUUGGCUACGGGCGCCCAGCUCUAAUGUUGCGGUACCAACGGAGCCGCUCCACCGCGAUGCGAACUUAAGCCCAAUUACACUCAAUAACAGAGUCGCCAUUGAACUUACUUCAAGAUUGCACAAUUUGAAGCGUUCGAGUGAUGAGAUCGCCAUUACGCGAUUUCUGGCCUACAAUCUUACGUCAUCUAUUCGUCAUAUUCAGUCUGUCAGUCAUUUAAUUGACGGUCAACAGUUGCGAUCCCCACUUCGAAAAUAUGCGACGCUGUACAAAGUACCCAUUGGAAAGCCGCAUCACAAGAUGACCACCUUUGAGCAGUUCUUAUGCCGACUAAAUGCAGAACGCGAAAGAGCGAAACAACAAAUAAAAAUACUUUGCCUCGCGCCAGAUAUACCGAUACGAGAUAAUCAUGCCGUCGAGCUUCGACUGCAUCCGACAUGGUCAUCGAUAGUAUGCAUGCUCGGAGUUCGCUUCCUUAUGGGCGCUGCACCAUCAAUUAGAGGUGACGAAGCGCGAUAUUUUUGCUAUCAAAAGAUAUGA